Brassica napus (rape) is the source of this 483-nucleotide messenger RNA. Its product is annotated as inactive protein RESTRICTED TEV MOVEMENT 1-like. The coding region runs from base 1 to 483 and encodes 160 amino acids. The record is from RefSeq and is a predicted model, not a curated record. Lineage: Eukaryota; Viridiplantae; Streptophyta; Magnoliopsida; Brassicales; Brassicaceae. The transcript is spliced from 2 exons. Gene Ontology annotation, molecular function: carbohydrate binding.
AUGAAUCCUCGGCAUUUUGAUCUAAAAGGUCACCACGAAAUCUCCCAGAUCCUUCUUACCGAAGGAGACCUUGGGAUAACGUCAAUCCAGUUCCAAUACGUGGAAGAUAGCAAGUACGUUUUAUCAGAUGAAUAUGGUCUUCAAAGCAAUAGAGACCAGUUCCACACCAUUGAGUUGAACCAUCCGGCUGAGUACAUUUGUGGAAUCAGUGGUCUAUAUAACACUUCUGGCGAUUCUUAUAAUAUCAAACAGCUCACAUUCACCACCAACAUCAAGGAGUACGGUCCCUUCGGUCUAGCCAGCCAAGGCUUGUAUACAUUGAGCUCAGAGAAAAGUUUUUCAUUUAGGCUUGGAGAGUCUCGUCGAUUUGGUGGUUUUCAUGGAACCUAUUACUCCUGUGGUCUCUUAUCUAUCGGUGCCUAUUUUAAUCCUAAAACAAUGUCAUCACCCAACUCUGACUCAGAGAUUCCAAAGGAAAGAUAA